This is a messenger RNA of Amoebophrya sp. A25, 2167 nucleotides long. The record is from the annotation of a GenBank genome assembly. Lineage: Eukaryota; Dinophyceae; Syndiniales; Amoebophryaceae.
CGAGAGUGGUCAGGGCGAGCGAUUUGCCUACGCUCGGGCCUGACCUGUCUCAGUGUGAAGCCGUAUGGCGUAUUUUGUUGAAAAAGUCAUUGACUGUCAUGAUUGAAGGGCUGCAUACUGUGAGUGUGAGAGCUGUUGCUUGAUGAAAUAUCGGCCAGCAUUGACUCAAAGUGGUUUUUUCCAUUACACUGCAGCACUAGUACGCCAUCAAGAAAAAAUCUUUGUCGAUAAUCGCCUGCAGUGCAGGAGGUUGUCGAAGAAGAUCUCCGAGAUCAAGAUUCUAGCGGACACAUCUUGGGCAAGAACCGCCAUUCAUCUAGAUCGCCCCCAAAUCAUUUUUCCAAGAAUAGAAUCAGUUCCCUAGUUCGUUGAGGUUGACUGUUGACGACGAGCUGUCCAUUAUUCGAUGUUCACGAUAUCUUUUUCGUAUUACAUAACUAUUUGUUCAUGAAGAUGAAGUGAAAUUGAAAUACUAGUGGUCGUGUUUUUCUCAGAUCAGAAACAGAAUCGGAAAUAGAGAUAAAAAAUCAAUCUUGUUCUUGUGUACUAUCUUCUAAUAUAAUGAAAUAGUCAAAGCACAGCUGGCGAUGCUGAACGAGCGAAUGCAAAGCACAGCGUAUUUCACUUUCAUCGUCUCUCCUACAACAAAUCCCAAUACCAAUAUAGCAGGCACUGCGGAAGCCACAGAGAGCGGAGCUGAAGACCAUGUCGCUGAACUACAUCAAGACUUCAAGAAUUAGAGAAUCAGUAGUCUCCUUAUUUUCCAAUUUCAUCGUCAUCGCAUGCAUAGAUACACUCGAGGAUUUUGCUCAUUCCUACAAAAAGAAAGGGUUUUGUUGGAGAUCGACACUGUAGAUAUCUCAAAGGCUAGAAAAAAAGCAUCUUUUUUAUUGCUUUUUCGAUGCUACUUCUACCUAUACAGUCUUUCGUCCAAUCUUAUCCGAUUUAGUGGUAAUCGUUCUGUAGAAGAAGUGCAGUCUAGAUUACCAACACAAUGGCGCCCUCUAUCACAAAGUCGAAGAAAAUCCUUGGAGUUCGGCAUAACGAUAACGCGACGUAUGAGACUACCGUGAAAGCAUACAAGUCGCUCACGCUAUCGUGGCAUCCGGACAAAAAAGCGAAGGAGUUCGAGGCGGAAGCAAGCGCAAAGUUUAAGGAAAUAGCUGCGGCUUAUGAAGUUCUGGAACGACAUCACAAAGGAUCCGAGUUUCGUCUUGAUAAUGGCGGCGACGUUGACAGCGACCAGUGGCACUCUGAUGGCGGUCUGGAGUGCGAGACCAACGAUAGUCGGUCUUCCCUGGUAUCCGAUUCCUCGGAGGGGGAUUCAUCUGAAUCGGAACGCCCGACCGCAGAGCGCCGCAAGAAAGACGCCAGCGGGAAUGCCUCCCGAGCGCCUGUUGCCGACCGUACGCAUCGGCGUUCGCACGACCCUUUCUGGCUCUUCGAAACAUUGUGGGGAGGUAAAGAGGCUGUGCGAUUUGUUAUCUGUCGCGCUAGCCCCAGCGCCAAUCGUUCAAAUCCUGAGCAGUUGCCCCCACCAUUGGACUCCGCCUCCGAGGAGGACGUUGAUGGAAACGUCGGUAGCACAACAGGAGGAUACGGGAUGCGCCCGAUAUACCAUGACUACUCCUCCAAUUUCUUAGGCGGGCUAAUUGGGACUUGGGAAACUACUCCAUCAGACAACAAUGCGAAACAAAUAAUUACAGUUUUUCAUCCUGCGCGCGUCGAUGUUGAUGAAGAGGCUGGGAGCAAGACUGCAUCGAAUCGGAAACGAGCGCGUGUCAAUUCUAGGACAGUGAACGCUCAGGCAUCGUCAUCAUCAUUAUCAUCAUCGAGCAGCGUCAUGGCAGGCGGAUGGAAGUGUGACGUUUCUAUUCGAAGCACAGGUACGCACUCGAGGGGGAAGGCGCGGACAGAAAUACAAUCACAAGAACACACAUCGUCCAAUAGAAUUGUAGCCUUUCCCGGCCGACCGCUCGCCCAUGAAGUAUGGCAGUUGAUUUCAGCGCGUCAAACUUGGAGUGCGGAAAGAGGAACGAUGGAGAUGGAUACUAUGUGCUGGUACCAUAGCACGGCACCGGAAAACUCUUCUAUGGCUUCCCCUGGUGGGUCGAGGACAAGUACCUCUUCCUCCCACUCCGCUGAGAAGUACGUGUCUGAAGACUAA